This is a messenger RNA of Exaiptasia diaphana, 2888 nucleotides long. Its product is annotated as dynein regulatory complex protein 11. The transcript is spliced from 27 exons. NCBI's taxonomy places the organism in Eukaryota, Metazoa, Cnidaria, Anthozoa, Actiniaria, Aiptasiidae. Bases 237 to 2786 code for a protein of 849 amino acids. The record is from RefSeq and is a predicted model, not a curated record. Gene Ontology annotation, molecular function: ATP hydrolysis activity; ATP binding; protein binding.
AAUAGAAAAGUGAAAAAACGACGACAGUGAUGGACUCGAGCCCCUUUCAAAACGGAAGAGGAAAAUCUCUGUGUACAGCGGAUUYGCCAAACCAUGUUGUUAUGGCAACAGAUCAAACUACAGAAACCAAGAUGGCGACGAUAAACUGAGCAAAAUACUCGAAGAAAGAAAUGUGAAAUCCUUUGAUUUCCAGGCGUUUUGUCCGAUARAAAUUACAUCAAACUACACAUAUAAUCAUGUCACACGGCUUUUACAACAAGCAAUGGGGCGAAACACAGGGAGGAAUACUAGACUUGCUGGAAAUAGAACUUCCAGCAGAGCCUGUCAAGCCAGAAAAGGACCGUAUAGCUGCUUUUCAGAUGUUUGCUGUUAUGUACAUAAAGUAUAUUCAGAUUUUUAGAAAGAUUGAAGAAUGUUAUGAUCAGGUUGUACAUCCACAGAAAAGACGAGUACUUAGGCACUUGUUGGAUGGAAUUAUGGGAAGAAUUCUUGAGAUGAAGAAUGAAAUGGUCCAGUUGGAGUUUUCAGAGUUYCACUAUUUUGAUGAUGUGUUAUCUGAUCUCAAGCUUACUCCAGAUGACAUUGAAAUCCCAAUUCCUAAGUACUUUCUUUAUGAGAACUCAAAAGAACUUCAGGAGAGAGAGAAAUUACUUGGUGGUAUCCUUGCAAAGAUGGGACCACAGGAAGCCCAAACUGUAAAAGAAGAAGUACAGAUGACUUUAGAUGAUGCAAUUAGGCUUAUACAGGUUCAUGAAAGAGCAAGACAGGGGAGACUAAGGGCAAAGUUUAUGAGAGAAAUUAGGCAACAGGAAGAGAGAGAGCGACUAGCACAGCUGCGCGGAGCACCAACGAUGGAUCCUGAUAUUGCAGCUACUAAGAUUCAAAAAAUUUGGAAAGGUUUUUCACAAAGAAAGAAGACAAAGCAGAUGAGAGAUGAAGAACUAAUCUUUGUUGGAAUGGCUCCAACUCCAGAAAAAGARUGGAAGGACACAAUGAUGUAUAAAGCUAAUAAGACUGAGGAUCAUAGAAGAGUUGUCCAAGAAGAACACGAACGAGAAUACCAGGGUGCACUAGUGUCAAUCAAAGAGAAGAUACGUGAGAUAGAAGGACCAGACAUGAAGGAAAAUAUGCAGGAUCAAAUWAGACAAUGGUUUAUAGAAUGCAGGGACAAAAGUGGAAAGUUUCCUGACUACCCUGAUGAAGAUGAAGGAGGCUCUUCAGCAAUAUUCAAAGAGAAAGAUCCUGCUGAACUGGAAAAGGAAGAAGCAGAAAAGGAUGAGGAUGGCGGAAAGAAGAAAAAAGGAAAGAAAGGCAAAAAGGACAAAAAAGAAAAGAAGGGAAAAGACAAAAAGGGAAAGGGAAAAGGGAAGAAAGGGAAAGGAGGAGGAGAUGAGGAAGAGGAAGAAGGCAUUAAGAUGGCUGAAUCKAACUUUAUUCCAACAGUAAACGAAGCAGCAACAACAUAUAAAGAUGUUUGGCAGUUCCGUGAUGAAAGUGGGAAUUUUGAACAAAAGUAUGAUGCAGAACUUAUCAAAGAAGCCAAGAGAAUUGAAGUUGAAGAUGAGAUUCGKAAACAAGUGGAUGAAUUGAUGAGACAAGAACUGAAAAAUCUCAAAAUGGCUGUCGACAGAGACAAAGGAGGCAAAAAGGGAAAGAAAGGAAAGAAAAGUGGGAAGAAAAGUGGGAAAAAGAAAAAGAAGAAGAGUGGGAAGAAAAGUGGAAAGAAGGGAAAGAAAAAGAAGAAGGAAAAGGAUCUCACUGCAGAUAGGACAAUGGAAUCGCUUUAUGAAGAACUUACCCAAGAAGGCAUAUUGGUACGUGUCCCAAAGGUUCGUUUACGGGACUUUACUGGAGAAUACAGCUACCUGGGAACAACGCUACGUCAGGCUAACAUAGAACCCAUGCCSUCAYUGUCAGAUGUGCGUCGGGUCGUCACUGAGUUUGCAAUCCUUCCUUUAGGUUCCCAGGCUGUCCAUGAGAAAUCUCCCCACGUCAAGUCCUUACUUAUCGCUGGUCCACGUGGUGUCGGCAAAAAGAUGCUKGUCCAUUCCAUCUGUUCRGAGACUGGUGCUAACCUGUUUGAUCUCACCGCGGCAAACAUAGCUGGAAAGUAYCCUGGGAAGGCAGGYCUWAAUAUGAUGAUGCAUAUGGUUUUYAAGGUUGCUCGUCAGCUUCAACCCUCGGUGGUCUUCAUUGGUGACGCUGAGAAGACAUUUGUGAAGAAAGUUCCUAAAACAGAUAAGWCUGAUCCAAAGAGACUGAAGAAAGACCUMCCCAAAGUSCUCAAGACACUYAAACCUGAAGAUCGYGUCUUGAUUGUUGGAACUUCACGACAGCCUUUCGAUGCCGAAGUCAAACCUUUUUGCAGUGCCUACCAAAAGAUCAUUCUUAUACCAAGACCAGACUACGCUUCGCGAUACCUGUUGUGGAGGGCUCUGACGUUCAARUUUGGUGGUCGGAUAACGGAUUCAUUAGACUUGAGCUCGUUGGCUAAGAUUACAGAUGGUUAUACACCUGGUCACAUGGUYCAAGUGUUGCAGCAAGUACUGACGGAACGACGAAUACAGCAGCUGUCCAAACGACCACUUUUAGCAGCAGAGUUUGUGUCUCCUUUAGCAAGAAUUGAUCCAAUUUACAAAGAAGAGGAAGAAGCCUUCAAGACUUGGUACACAAAGACUCCUUUAGGCAAAAAGAGGGCAAAGGCUGCGGCAGGAGACGAUGAUGGAGGUGAUAAGAAGGGGAAGAAAGGAAAAAAGGGAAAGAAAAGUGGAAAGAAAAAGAAAUAGAUAAUAAUCGAACUGUAAAUUUUGCGUUUUUUAGUUUGUAUAUAUCAAUGUCUGUGCCUUKGCAUGUGAAACUAUUUGAAAUAAAAUUUGUACCAAAGUUAA